AUGGAACCAACAGCACAGACAAGCACGCACAAAGAGAAGCAAACAGGCGAUUGUCUCGAGUAUAAAGAGAAUAAAGACGAAAUAAAGAUAAAAAAUGAAGAAACAGAUAUAGAUCCAAGUAAAUAUGAGGAGGAAAUUGAGGAAGAAGGAGAGGAAAAGUAUAAAAAACAAAAAGAUCGUACAUUGAAAGAAUUUUUAAAUAUGAUGGAUGAUUACGCACCAAUAAUUCCAGAUGCAGUGACAGACUAUUAUUUGAGCAUGGCGGGGUUUGAGUGCGAUGAUAUUAGGAUAAGGCGCCUUCUUGCACUUGCAGCACAGAAGUUCAUUGCAGAUAUUGCACAGGAUGCCUAUCAGUACUCAUGUAUUCGUUCAUCGUCGAUGAUGAGUGCAGUUCUCUCCAACCAGACGGGGUUUGUUGGAGCAACCCGGGGCCGCUAUGGAAAGGACAAGGGAAAAACAAUCCUAACGAUGGAAGACUUGAGUGCUGCACUCUAUGAAUACGGAAUCAACAUGAAACGGCCUGACUUUUACAGAUAA
Messenger RNA from Pneumocystis jirovecii RU7, 537 nucleotides. RefSeq lists its product as uncharacterized. Gene Ontology annotation, molecular function: promoter-specific chromatin binding; RNA polymerase II general transcription initiation factor activity. Gene Ontology annotation, biological process: transcription initiation at RNA polymerase II promoter. The record is from RefSeq and is a predicted model, not a curated record. Gene Ontology annotation, cellular component: nucleus; transcription factor TFIID complex; SAGA complex. The coding region runs from base 1 to 537 and encodes 178 amino acids. The transcript has 4 exons. Lineage: Eukaryota; Fungi; Ascomycota; Pneumocystomycetes; Pneumocystales; Pneumocystaceae.